Molecule: messenger RNA, 465 nt
Organism: Hevea brasiliensis (rubber tree)
Lineage: Eukaryota; Viridiplantae; Streptophyta; Magnoliopsida; Malpighiales; Euphorbiaceae
Exons: 1
Coding region: 1-465 (154 amino acids)
Biological process (GO): proteasome-mediated ubiquitin-dependent protein catabolic process
Cellular component (GO): nucleoplasm; cytosol
Molecular function (GO): polyubiquitin modification-dependent protein binding; ubiquitin binding; proteasome binding
Source: RefSeq, a predicted model, not a curated record
AUGAUACAUGUGAAGGUUACUACUAAUCAAGGGUUAAGCGAAUUCUCUAUGCCCUUGAGUGCAACUAUUUUUCAAGUGAAGCAAAAGAUUAAUGAAUCAUUUCCUAAUUACAUAGUUGGAUCGGAGGAAGUUCUCUUUUACAAUGGGCAAGUUUUGGAUGAUGAUCGUUCUCUUGAAUCUUAUAAUUUUCGAGAUUUAGUUUCACUUAAUCUUGAUGUGACUCUCCAACAACCAAAAUUUUAUAUUUUGGCGAAGUCUUUUAACAAAGAAACUGUUAUGAAAGUGAAACCAACAACUACUGUGUCACAUUUAAAGGAUAAAAUUGAAAGAAAAUGGGGUAUCUUUAAAGAUGACUUGAUUUUAGCACACAAUCAUGAAGCAAUGAAGGAUGAUUUUCCUCUCUCUUACUAUAAUGUUCAUGCCAAUUCCAUUAUUGAAGUUGUGACUCAAUAUUUAUCACGUUAA